Messenger RNA from Cylindrotheca closterium, 2895 nucleotides. The record is from the annotation of a GenBank genome assembly. Lineage: Eukaryota; Bacillariophyta; Bacillariophyceae; Bacillariales; Bacillariaceae.
AUGACCGUGUCUAUUACUCCUUCCUCUCUUCCUGGUAGUAAAUCGACCUUAAAGACUGACAAUUCGUCCUAUGGUGGUGGCUUUUGGUCUCUGAAUUCUUCUUCGGUGCAUUCCAAAGAAGAUGGCGGGGGUUCUUCUACUUCCUUUAGUCUCACCAGCAAGAACAACAAGAGCAACAAGAAUGGCAAAAAUGGAAAGAAUGGCAAGAAUAAGGAGGAGACUAGCAACAAGAAUGGCAGCCCCAAGAAUGGAACAAAAAAAGGUCCUCUUCACUUGGAUAAUAGUAGUAAGCCACAACCAAAACAACAACAACAACAAGAAGAAGAAAGCAAAGGACAACAAGAAGCAAACGAAAAACCCAAAAUCAGGUUUGCCCCGUACGCCAAACAACGGACCAUUCUUUGUCGAGAGGACUAUUCCGAAGAAGAAAUGGCAUCCUGUUGGUAUACACAGAACGAACAGUUGGAUCGAGACGAAGAUAUUGCUGUAUUGGUAGAACAAUUGGAGAUGGAACAAGAAGAAGUAGGUGAAUUGCAAGAUCAAUCUAUCUUGCGAGGAUUGGAAGCCUGUAUGGAAGAGGGCAAGGAAGCUGUAGAUGUGGUGGUUACUACUUGCAUCCAAGAGGUCUUGCACGUCCAAGAACAACGUUGGAACAAAUUAGAAGCCAGUCAAGAAUUGACUAUGAGCCCAACUCCUUUGGAAUCCAAAAUGUCCAAACAUUCCGCCUAUUGGGAAUUGAAAAUGGCGCGAGCCUCACGAAAGGCAAGUCAACAGUGUAUGGAAUUUGCCUUGGAAAUGGCACAAUACGAUCACGAGGAAGCUUUGGAAGCGUAUCGACAAAUGGAAAAGAAGCAUGCCAAACAACAAGCGAAACUUGCCAAACAAGAACAGCAGCAACAAUUAAUGGAACAAGAAAGUAAGCAAACGAAAAAGAAGAUUGCCGUAGUUCCAGAAGGAUCGGAAUCGGGACGCAAUCUCGAACGAAAGGAAUCCUUGGAACUGGAACCACUGGUCAUGCCUCUGCCUCCACCACCACCACCGCCGCCAGAAGAAGCACCACCAGCAUCUCCCAUUACCAAAAUCCGCAAAAAGAAAAAGGACAUGGGGGAUUUGGACUUGUCUGCCUCGUUAAAGGAUAGCAGCAGCAACAACAACAACAAGAAAAAGAAGAAGAACAAGAUCCGACAUGCCAGCAUGUCCAAUACUGUUGGUACCUCCGAGGAGGAAUCUUCCUUGUCGCAAUCUUUAUCGAGUUCAGGUGCAUUAUCCCACUCCUUUCAAUCCUCCCAUGGCCGCAAAAAAAGCAAGACGAAAAAGGCACGAUGCAAAUCCGUGGGGACGACUUUUGAUAUUUCCAAAGAACUUGGUUCUUCUUCUUCGCCUUCAUCGUUGUUGGAGCAUCACCUGCAACUGUCUCCCAAUGCGGCUGGCAAAAAGGCCAAGAAAUCCAAGCGACGAUCCAGCUUGACGGCGGCUUCGUCGUCACUUUCGUUGGCGACCUCUCCAAUGCCUGUCACACAUUCCGAAGACGACUUUACCACAACAACGACGACGACGACCAAACACACGAAACAGGCGAAACGAAGAUCCAGCAUGUCCGCUGCGAUCUCCUCCUCCUCAUCAAAUGCAUUGACUACCUCGGAAGAAUUUGCCAAAUUCAAGAGAAUAUCAGAAGACUUUGUUCGGGGCAAUAAUAACAAUAACAGUGACAGCAAGAAGAAUGCAAAGGACCACAGUGAAAUGUCGGCCGCGUCUUCGGUUGCGUCUGCUGCUUCUGGUGAUUCUACUGCAACGCCGCCCACCAUUUCGGAAGACUUUCUACUAUCGGAUGGCGAUGGAACCAAAACCAAAACGAAAAAGACCAAGCGACGUUCCUCCGCAUCGGUGGCUACCAUUUCCGAAGACUUUGUCUUGCAGACACCACCACCAACAACAGCAACUAUCAAUGCCACUACUAAAACUCCAAGUACUACCAUUUCGCAAGAAUUUGCAUUGGGAAACAGAAACGAUGAAAGCAUCUCGGAAGACUUUGCCCUUUCGGAUGGAGAUGGGAAAAAGACAAGCAAGAAAAAAGCCAAGCGACGAUCCUCGGCUUCAGUGGCUACCAUAUCGGAAGAUUUUGUCUUGCAAUCACCACCUGCUACAUCUCGAGCAACCAUCUCGGAAGAGUUUGCAUUGGAUCUGUCCGCAGAAGAUGGCAAAAAGUCCAAGACCAAAAAGUCCAAGAAGAAAUCGUCCUCUUCCACUACUGCACUGCCACCGCCGCCGCCACCGCCAGCUACCAUUUCGGAAGACGUUGCCCUGGCUCCUCUUUCGCCUGGUUUCAUCUCGGAAGAGUUGGAGUUGGGUGGUGAGAGAAAUACAGCCAUGGUGUCGACGGAACUAGUGAAAAAGAACAAGGCGUCACGACACAAUAACUCCAAGAAAACGGAUGCAUCGCUCUUACUGUCACCUACUACCAAGUCACCCAAGAAGUCGAACUUGUCACCUACCAUCAAGUCACCCAAGAAAUCGUUACUGCUGUUGUCACCCAAACUCAAAAAGGAAAAGACGUCCGCAUCGUCGUCCUUGUUGCUGUUGUCACCCAAAGCCAAAAAGGAAAAGACGUCCGGGUCCUCUCCCAAAAAGGAAAAGCCCCCGUCACCCAAAAAAGACAAGUCCAAGGAGGAGAAGAAACUAGCCAAGAUGGAAAAGAAACUUGCCAAGGAGGAAAAGAAAAACAAGAAGAAAAAGAAAAAGAACAAGGGCAAAGAUGAUGAUGAUAAUGAUGCCAAUGAUAAUGAUGAUAAUGCUGGGGAUGAUGAUACGAAUUCGCCAAGGAAAUCGCCAGUGGCCAAGGUCAAGGGUAUGUACAACAGGAUUGCCCUCAACAGCUUUUACAAGGGGUUUAAUUGA